UCCAAGAGAAAAUGUGAUUUGAGUCUGGAGACAGUUGUGCAUAUCACCUAAAAAUAUCCAGGUUAGCAGAUAGAAGAGAAACAAUAUUCUGAAGAUUGCUAAAAUUGAAAAGAAAGAUUGCUUUUAGUUUGAUUUAUAUUAUAUUUCAUUUGGCUUUAAUGAUGGAGAAAACGUGUAUCCUGUAUUUUCUAUUUCUCUUGUCUUUUUUUAUGGUUCUUGUCACAGCAGAAUCAGAAGAGAGCCCUGAUGACUUAAUUCAGUUGGGGGUUACUAGAAACAAAAUCAUGACUGCUCAGUAUGAAUGUUACCAAAAAAUUAUGCAAGACCCUAUUCAACAAGCAGAAGGUGUUUAUUGCAAUAGAACUUGGGAUGGAUGGCUAUGCUGGAAUGAUGUUGCGGCAGGAACUGAAUCAAUGCAACUCUGCCCUGAUUACUUUCAGGACUUCGAUCCUUCAGAAAAAGUUACAAAGAUCUGUGACCAAGAUGGAAACUGGUUUAGACAUCCAGACAGCAAUAGAACGUGGACAAAUUAUACCCAGUGUAAUAUCAACACCCACAAGAAAGUGCAGACUGCACUGAACUUGUUUUACCUGACUAUAAUUGGACAUGGAUUAUCUAUUGCAUCGCUGCUUAUCUCACUUGGCAUAUUCUUUUAUUUCAAGAGUCUGAGUUGCCAAAGAAUUACCUUGCACAAAAACCUGUUCUUCUCUUUUGUGUGUAACUCUGUUGUAACAAUCAUUCACCUCACUGCAGUGGCCAACAACCAGGCGUUAGUGGCUACAAAUCCUGUUAGUUGUAAAGUGUUCCAAUUCAUUCAUCUAUACCUGAUGGGCUGCAAUUACUUUUGGAUGCUCUGUGAAGGCAUUUAUCUGCACACACUCAUAGUGGUAGCUGUGUUUGCAGAAAAACAGCAUUUGAUGUGGUAUUAUUUUCUUGGCUGGGGAUUUCCACUGAUUCCUGCAUGUAUUCAUGCUGUUGCCAGAAGUUUAUAUUACAAUGACAAUUGCUGGAUCAGUUCUGAUACCCAUCUUCUUUACAUUAUCCACGGCCCAAUUUGUGCUGCUUUACUGGUGAAUCUUUUUUUCCUCUUAAAUAUUGUACGUGUUCUCAUCACCAAAUUAAAAGUUACCCACCAAGCGGAAUCCAAUCUCUACAUGAAAGCUGUGAGAGCCACCCUUAUCCUGGUGCCAUUGCUUGGCAUUGAAUUUGUGCUGCUUCCAUGGCGACCUGAAGGAAGAAUUGCGGAGGAGGUUUUUGACUACAUCAUGCACAUCCUUAUGCACUAUCAGGGUCUUUUGGUCUCUACAAUUUUCUGCUUCUUUAAUGGAGAGGUUCAAGCAAUUCUGAGAAGAAACUGGAAUCAAUAUAAAAUUCAAUUUGGAAACAGCUUCUCUCACUCCGAGGCCCUUCGUAGUGCCUCAUACACAGUGUCAACAAUCAGUGAUGUUCCAGGCUAUAGUCAUGACUAUCCUAGUGAACACUUAAAUGGAAAAAGCAUCCAUGACAUUGAAAAUGUUGUCCUGAAACCAGAAAAAUUAUAUGAUUGAAAACAGCGGGAUUGUUGUCUGUUUUGUGCCACUCUUAACUCAAAGACUUGGAUCCAUGACUAUACAAGUGACUAUACUAAAUGAAUUGCUUGAAUGCCAUGAAGAAAACUUACACAUGAAACCAAUAAUGGAUUGAUAAAUGUUUAUCGACAGCUUUAUGUGGGGAGAAAAUGCCCUAAUUUGUAGUGUUUGCCAGUAAAUACUCCCACGAUGGCUGAUUUCAAGCUACCAACCUGACAUCUCUGAAUGUGGAAUUGGAAAAAAGGAUUAAGACAAUCGACUUGUGAAUUGGUGUGAGUCAGCUUCUGCGUACACUGCAUGAGUUCACAAAUGAAUAAGACUGUAAAAGUUCACAUACACAGUGGGCAUGAUUCUAUUAUUGCCUAAAGAGACCUAACUAGGGCUAGCAACAUGCAGAGAAAAUGAUCUUUUUGUUCAUUUUUUAAAUCUUUAUUCCAUCUUCAUUAGUGCAAUUGACUUUUCCCCCCAGAAAGUAUUCUAGCUAGCCUUUUUGUAAUUACCCUCUCAAAUAGACCAGACAAAGAUAUAAUUAUCUCUGUUGGCUUAUACUCUUUUCUCUAAGAAUAGCAACUGAGCAGAAUUGCUGUAAAGCUACUCAUUUGCUAACGUAUCAGUAAUACCCAGGGAGGGAAGGCAUUUCUGUUUUGGGACUUGGUGAACAGAAUGGAUCAUUUGCAUUCCUACUUCUGUAUCACUAGGAAGACAUCUCGGGCAAUGCUAUUUUUCUGUCUUACACAGGUGCGAGGGGAAUCAGUUCCCCUGUAUUUGUAAGUAGAAACUUUGCCCCUUCCAUUUCUACUGUGUAGACAAAUUAGCAAUCAUGUGACAUGAAGGAAAUCAAUGAAGGAUUUCUUAUUUUCUUGGAAGAUUGUAAAACAAUUGUAGUGAAAAAUGAGCUUGUAAAUACUCUACUACUCUAUGUUAUAGUCUCAAAUCAAAUACAUAUGACCUAGAUUUUUUUUAAUGCAAAUACAUAACACAACAAUGUAAUGCAUGUUAAUAGCUGAUACUGUGUUUGGGCUGAUUUUAUAAUAAAAUAGAGUCAGAAUUCUAUAUUUGGUAAAUAUUUUAAAGACAACCAGAUGUCAGUAUUAGAAGUUUGUUUGAGAACUAAGAAAACAGAAACAUCUAUGCUAAGACAUAAACUAUUUAUUUUAAAAACUCAAGGCCACUAUUUUACUGAGUAUAUUACCUUUGGUGAUACAUACCUUAAUAAUAGGUGUACUUGACACAUUUAUCUUUUCAUUCUGAUGAUGAAAUCACAUUUUAAUCCAGAAAUUAUAAACAACUACUGUAAUGAAUGCCAGUCUGCUACCUUUAUGGUUUUACUCAUUAAAAUAUUACUUUACUGACUUUUAUUAUAUGAAGAUAUAUGACUUUAGAAAUGUCCCAGAUUGUUAAAGAAAAAAAAAAGCAGCUAGAGGAAUACAAUGUAAAUCGUAUGCUAUGUAUUAACAUUUUAAUAGAUCUACUGUAUCUGAUCAAAUAAAACAGUGAAAAACUUGAAUAUACCAUUGAAUAAGAAUUGUUAUUAAUGGAAUAAUGAAAUUUACAGAAAAAAUUGCUUUGCUAAUAAAUUAAAAUGGCAUUGAAGUCGGAUGCUAUUUUUCACUGAACUCUCUGUAAACAAGAAUGACAAAUUAGUAAAAGUUAAUUUUGGGAGAAGUCAUUAUAUGCAUGUGUUUUUAAAGUGUGCUAAUCUGCUUAAAAUGGGUUAUAUUAAUGACUUAUCAUAAGUUGUGUCUUAAGCUGUAAUAGAGUUCAGAAUUCAUUUAAAAUUGCCAAGGAAAAUGGCCUAAGUUAGUAAGAAUUAACAUAUUAAAUGUUCCAGUUAAUAUAUUUAUAAUUAAUAAUGUCUCUAUGCAUGUAAGGGCAUUAUAAAGUUAGUUUCAGAUUUAUGAAUUUUAUAGCAAGCGGUCACUAAAAGGAACAAACGCUGUUACUAAUUUUAAUAAACUGAACUUUUAACUAUUUAUUAUUCAGUCAUACAGGUUGAAAUUCAUUGCUGACAGUGUUCAAAUAUCUCAAUAUUCUUUUAGACAUACUGUUAGUCUCAACCAUAAAUGACAGGAAAAUACUGAAUUAUCAGAGUGUUAUCAUUAAAAUGCUAUUGUAAUUUUAAAGUUUUUUUAAAAAUUCCAUCAUAUUUAGUUCAGAUUUCUUUUAUUGUCAUGGUUCAUUUAUUGUACAGUCUUCAGAUGUGUCAGUCCAUGAUUAAGCAGUGUUAACUUUUUACCCAUAUAUAUUUAGUAGUAA
Molecule: messenger RNA, 3824 nt
Organism: Tupaia belangeri chinensis (Chinese tree shrew)
Lineage: Eukaryota; Metazoa; Chordata; Mammalia; Scandentia; Tupaiidae
Gene: CALCRL
Product: calcitonin receptor like receptor
Exons: 14
Coding region: 159-1547 (462 amino acids)
Biological process (GO): adenylate cyclase-activating G protein-coupled receptor signaling pathway; cell surface receptor signaling pathway; angiogenesis
Cellular component (GO): plasma membrane
Molecular function (GO): calcitonin gene-related peptide receptor activity; calcitonin receptor activity; adrenomedullin receptor activity
Source: RefSeq, a predicted model, not a curated record